This is a messenger RNA of Seminavis robusta, 1002 nucleotides long. Lineage: Eukaryota; Bacillariophyta; Bacillariophyceae; Naviculales; Naviculaceae. The record is from the annotation of a GenBank genome assembly.
AUGUCUUCUUCAUUGCUCAACAACAACGAUAACCAGAGUUUUCAGAUCCCAUCCAACCUCCAGGCGGGAUGCAUGCGAGCCUAUGAAUGGAGUCAAGAAUUGACGGCAAGGGUCAUCAAAGGGUAUCUCCAGUUCAUGAAACUAAAGUUGCAGCUAGAGGAUUGGGAUGCCACCCAACUGUCACCAACACCAGGUGUCGACAAGGUGUGGCACCAACACCUCCUGCACCCUGUCCAUUAUGCCAAAGCUUGCCAAGACUACACAUCAGGUCACAUUAUAGAUCACAAUCCAGAUGGGGGGCUGAAUGUUGCUGCCUGGAUGAAACGGCUCCGCAACACGGAGAUGUGCUUGAAGACACUUUUGGGUCGCAACAAAAUGGAUCAGAUGAUUUGGUCAUUUCUUUAUAUCCAUGACAAGGAAGACGAUGAUGAAAGUGAAGAAGAAGAGACUGACCGCAAGAAACCUCGGCUGUCUCGUUCAGAAGACGAUGGCAUGGUUUCCUUCGAGAUUCGGCAUGCUACAAGGGCUGGUCCCACCAAGACAUUCCGAGUCAACUGUAACACACCCUUUGCGUCCUCCUUUUCGGACUUUCCUUCCAACAAACGCAAUAACCUGAACUAUUUCUUUGGAAACAAGCUUGUCAACGGUGGUGACACUCCCAACGGCAUUGGAAUGGAAUCAGUAUGCCAAAGGACGGGUGAACGCAAGCACCACACCAUGAAAGCUGUACCUCCGCUUACGUCGUCCACUCGCAAUCAAACACUGCCCGUGACAAUCAUCGUUAUGGACCAGACGGGCGAGAAAACAUUUCUCAAACUCAAACGAAACACAGAGAUGCACACUGUGUUUCAAACCUAUGGCACGCGAAAAGGAGUAGAAGAUUUGAACAAUCUUGUAUUCCUCCUGGAUUCCGAACGAAUUGAUCCUUGGCAGACAUGCACAACGCUGGAGUUGGACGAUCAGGAUGAGAUUUUUUGCCUCCUUCAAAUGGCGGGAUGUUAG